GACCAAACAUAUACCGAUGGCAGACCGCAUGACCCCCAAAUUUUCCGUGGUAAGGACAUGAUUUAAAGACAUCCGGGGGUCCUCGAUUUGGCGGAGGGGGCUUUCUCUUUCCUCGAUACCUGCUCCAACCUCGAACCCGCAGACUCACCGACUUCGGCAGCACCAAGAGCAGGCAACCCGGAGACCAGAAACCGCCCUCCCAACCAUGAGCCCCUCAGCAACUGAUGCCUCCGCGGCGGUGGUUGACGUCAAGUCAUCGUUGAAGCCCAACAUUGGUGUCUACACCAACCCCAACCAUGACCUGUGGGUGACCGCGGCCGAGCCCAGCGCCGAGAGCGUCAAAGCCGGCACCGACCUGAAGAGCGGCGAGGUCUCUGUCGCUAUUCGAAGCACCGGAAUUUGCGGCUCUGAUGUGCACUUCUGGCACGCCGGUUGCAUUGGCCCGAUGAUUGUUGAGGGCGAUCAUAUCCUAGGCCAUGAAUCGGCUGGCGAGAUCAUCGCCGUGCACCCUUCGGUGACCAACUUCAAGGUCGGCGAUAGGGUUGCUGUCGAACCCAACAUCCCCUGCGGCACUUGCGAGCCCUGCCUUACUGGCCGAUACAACGGUUGCGAAACCGUCGAGUUCCUGUCCACACCCCCGGUCCCUGGCAUGUUGCGACGAUACAUCAACCACCCGGCCGUUUGGUGUCACAAGAUUGGGGAUAUGUCCUAUGAGGACGGCGCGAUGUUGGAGCCUCUAAGCGUGGCCCUUGCCGGCAUGCAAAGGGCCAACAUUUCCCUUGGAGACCCCGUGUUGAUCUGUGGUGCGGGCCCGAUCGGAUUGAUCACCUUGCUCUGCUGCGCCGCCGCUGGCGCUGCCCCCAUUGUCAUCACCGACAUCUCAGAGAGUAGACUGGCAUUCGCCAAGGAGCUUUGCCCGCGAGUCAUCACCCACAAGGUCGAGAGAAUGUCGGCCGAGGACAGCGCGAAGGCCAUCGUGAAGUCGUUCGGGGGCGUCGAGCCCUCCAUCGUCAUGGAGUGCACUGGUGUCGAGAGCAGUAUCUCGGCCGCCAUCUGGGCGGUCAAGUUUGGCGGGAAGGUGUUUGUCAUUGGUGUGGGCAAGAACGAGAUUAACAUCCCAUUCAUGCGUGCCAGUGUCCGUGAGGUUGAUAUCCAGCUACAGUACCGGUACUGCAACACUUGGCCCAGAGCGAUUCGACUGGUGGAGAGUGGUGUCAUUAACCUAUCUAAAUUGGUCACUCACCGUUUCCAAUUGGAGGAUGCUCUUAAGGCCUUUGAGACGUCGGCAGACCCCAAGAGCGGAGCGAUCAAGGUCAUGAUUCAGAGCCUGGAGUAGAGUGCGGUGUGGCAAUGCAAAUGGAUGGUAUUUGGGCGUAACUUGGCGAUUGAGGCACGGUCUGGGAGUAUACUGAUGAGGCUGCUAGGCCAAGUAGAUACAAGCCUUUCUGUCGGGGAAUAUAGAAACACGACGAGCAUGAAUGAAGCAGCCCGCGAUAUGGUAACGACAGAAGGCGCCGGGGUCUAGCUUGAGAACAACCUAAGGGAAGCAAAUCUAGAGCUAACGAUCCGGGUACCUUGAGGAAUCCACACCUCAAGCACGUAGUAGGCAGGUACGGAG
Messenger RNA from Ilyonectria robusta, 1618 nucleotides. Its product is annotated as chaperonin 10-like protein. The record is from RefSeq and is a predicted model, not a curated record. The transcript is spliced from 3 exons. Bases 206 to 1336 code for a protein of 376 amino acids. Lineage: Eukaryota; Fungi; Ascomycota; Sordariomycetes; Hypocreales; Nectriaceae. Gene Ontology annotation, molecular function: L-iditol 2-dehydrogenase (NAD+) activity. Gene Ontology annotation, biological process: D-sorbitol catabolic process.